Messenger RNA from Cantharellus anzutake, 2406 nucleotides. RefSeq lists its product as uncharacterized. The transcript is spliced from 3 exons. The record is from RefSeq and is a predicted model, not a curated record. The coding region runs from base 1 to 2406 and encodes 801 amino acids. Lineage: Eukaryota; Fungi; Basidiomycota; Agaricomycetes; Cantharellales; Hydnaceae.
AUGCAGACUACCGAUCUUGGUUCGCGCCAUCCGACGCCCGUCUCAGUCUCUGCCCUUCACGACGUCAUUCAACCAUCCACUCGACUUGUACCAAGCAUUCACCCGGCUCCUAUUGGCGUCAAUGAUUCCCAGUUCUUCCCCGAUCUAAGUACGAAUCGUGUUACCCAACAUAUUCAGACCGUACUUUCCGAACGAAAGAAUGUAAACCCACCAUCCAGCGAUUCGGACCUUACAGAAACCGUGUUCGUAAAUGCCCACCAGCCCUCUCUUUCUUCUACUGGAACUUCUAAUGACCACGAAACGCGCAAAAACGCGUCUCGUUUUGCAAACUCCCAAAGAUUGGCUCCGCGCUUUCCAACCUCCAUGCGACAAUUUUCUGGCCAAAAUUUUGCGCCUCGUCACCUAGGAGAUAGCAACAACACCAUGGGCCGAGUUCCUGGACGAACUGUGUCGCUUCCAUCCUCCCUCAACAGCUCUGUCCCCAACGACGCACGGCAAAACGGAUCGUCAUAUCGUUCGAACCAUCGCGUCAUUUCUCUGCCUGAGGUCUCAAUGAUCCCUACUCAGUUCUCCACACCCAUGAGGGCUGUUGACUGUAGGACCAGGAUGGAAAAUGAACUACCUCUCAUUGAUCUUUCGUCUCCGUUGCAAAAUCCUCCUAAUUCUGUCAGUCUGAGUCCUACUGGGACUGUUCUCAUCCACUCGUCUUUCGGGUCCUCGGGGAACCAAACGAUCUCCUCGUUUGAUUCUAGUGACUCAGAGGAAUCCAUCUGCAUGGGCCCUGGAAGCCCGAUCGUUGGCCGUUCUUCUGCCGUUCUUCGAAACGUCCCCUGCCUUGAUACCGUUGAAAUCAAUAACGACGUACCUUCAUCUACAAAAGCUCGGACUGUGAAGCCCGUCUCAGCUCAAGUGGAGCUCCAAGAUGGAUGGAUUUCUAUGUCCCCUCAGCCAAUUCCUGCCCUACAUGGCCCCCCUUCCCUUCCUCGCUCCAGUGGUGCGGAAGGCGUACUUAUCUCAGAACAGUCUUCUCUUCCUCGUAUGAUAUGGGGUCUUGAUGAACAAGCCCCCAAUAGUGCACCUUUGCACGCUCGUCUUCCUCACACUCCUGGUUUCCCCCCGAGCUCCAACUUUCAGCCCGGUCAGCCUCGUGAAGGACAAGCUUCUGACUCCGCGACCUCAGCCUUCCCUACUCCCUCAUCCACUGUGGUUGCUACUCCAUCUUCGAUCAUAGACAUGCCUUCUGAGACUUCCGAUAUGCAUUCUCCACUUAUCAAGCCCGCUGUCCACAUGUUUGUGCCACAUGCUGGUGGUAAACCAGCUUCUCGCGCCACUUCUGAAAGGCAUUCGCGGAAGUCAUCUGAAUCUGGACAAGUUAAAGUACUUGGCUCUCCUCUGCAACUGGCGACACCUGGGGACUACACUGAACAUCGUUACAUUGACUCAUCCGAAUGGGAAGAAUUCAUUCCUUACUCCGCUACAGAGACCUCGAUUCCGAACCCUCAGACAGUACCAUCGAGCGAAAAUGUGUCUACAUCUCGGGCUUCCAUCAAUACGCAUGUGUCUCAUUCUCCUCUUGCCUCGACCUUGGCGCCGAUCCAAAACAGUUCUCAUAAUCUUGACCUCCCAGCGGUUACAGAGAUGAUUUCUAAUCCUGCUAACGUAGCAGCUGCUACUCCAGAAAUGUGGUCACUCGCACUUCGAAAAUUUUGGGCGGAGACAUUCGUGCACCUUGAGGCACAGCAGCGCGCUCUCCUUACCCAAGCAGCGCUUGUCCAAAGUGGAAUCUUGACCCCAAGCUUCACUAUUCCUCCAGGGACGUCUCUGUCUGCCAUUACUCCUCUUCUACCUCAGCCUGUUGCAUCAGGAAAGCAUGAACCAUAUACCGGAGCGCUCGAUAACCCUCGCUCUGUGCCCAUGCAGCGGCUGCGCCGUAAGCUAACGACAGUCAAAGAAGAGAAAGAAAAUGAGAAUGAUGCAGUUCGAAAUGAUCUUCAACCGGCCAAGCCUUCUGCUCGUGAAGCUGACGGGUCAAACUUGCAACAGGUGACCCCGGAUCCAUUGCCGGAAAAAGGACAACCUGUCAAAACCACUCUUAAAGCUGAAUCUGCACCAGUUGAAGAUGCCGAAACAUCUUCAAGAAGUGCUGGAGGGACAUCAUCGAGGCAGCCCGUGAAGAGACGUAGUGGUAGUGGUCGUUCCGCUGGUCCACCCCCCUCUGCUGGGCCACGUAUCUCCAGUCGAGUCAGCUCUUCCCGAUCUUCAAAGGGUCCCUCUCUGGUCCAACGCGUCAAGGAGUCAGCCCGCUCCAGCGGCGCGGUCCCGGUAGCACGUAAACCUGGUGAUUCUACCGCCCGCGAUGGAGCAAAGCGUAAAAUCCGAUUCGGGCCUCCUGUGUCCACUUCCUAA